CAAAUUUUUCAAAACACAUUAAAGUUGUGUAUUUUUUUAUAUUGCUCAGAAUUUAUUUAAUAAUAACCAAUAAUGUCGCAAGAUACCAAAGACGAAUUCUCCGAUGUUUCAAUUCCUCCUAUAUUAGAAGAUGUGAAUAGUUGGGUGCAAGAUUAUUUGCUACAGCCAGAAAAAUUAAAAAUACAUAAAUGGGAACGUUCUCAAACGCAUUGGCAUAGAAAACCCAAUAUAGAUUCCUUAUUUUUGCUAGAUGAUGAUGAUGAGAACGAACCGGACACAACCCUUGAGGUAGUUAGAGAUCCUUUAACAGGUGAGAUUAUAGGAGUAGAAGAAAUCUGCAUACCAACAGAGGAUGACGAGGAAAACUUAUCAAUGGCUCGAGCACCACUGCCUCCAAGCCUUGCCACCCGUGGUACUACAACACAGAGUCCAUUUUUACCAGCUGGUUUUGAAGAAGAUCUUCAAAAGAUGAUAGAAGAGCAGCAAAAACAGAUAGAAAUCAACCUUAAUACAGAGAAUGAUGUACCUGGAAAAUUUUUGGGUGAAGAUAUAUUAACUGUAGCACCAGGCUGUAAGGACAGUGUAUUGUUUGCUGAGGAUGGUUUUACAUUGCUCAAUGAGGGCAAACCUGAAGACAAACCUGAUGACAUUGAGGAUGUCGACAUCAAUAUCAAGAUUAAUUUGGAAGAGAUAGUGGAAAACAAUGUACAUUUAGUAGAUCUAUGGAAAGAUGAUAGUGAACAACCUCAAAAACCUAAAACACCAAGUCAUAUUGAAGUAGCAACAGAUGAAAUAGAAAACGAAAAUUUCCUGGAAGAAACUGUCGUCAAACCUCCUGUAGAACUGCCAGAAAUACCAGUAUUGGACAUAACCAGUUCUGUGGGAAAAUUAGGAGUGACUUCCACAGAAUGGGCCGAGAUGAUUGAUGUUUCGAAGCCUGUACCAGAAUUUAGAGACAAGAUUAAAGACAUGGCUCAUUCAUAUCCUUUUGAAUUGGAUAAUUUCCAGAAGCAAGCAAUAUUAAAAUUAGAAGAAGGUCAUCAUGUAUUUGUCGCUGCUCACACAUCUGCUGGUAAAACGGUGGUCGCAGAAUAUGCAAUUGCGAUGUCAAGAAGAAAUUACACAAGGGCCAUCUACACGUCUCCAAUUAAAGCUUUAUCGAACCAGAAGUACAACGAUUUCAACAAGUUGUUUGGCGAUGUCGGCUUGCUGACCGGAGACCUGCAGAUCAACGCCACCGCAUCCUGUCUCGUGAUGACGACCGAGAUCCUCCGCUCGAUGUUGUACUGCGGCUCCGAUGUUGUCAGAGAUCUGGAGUUUGUAAUAUUCGACGAAGUUCAUUAUAUCAAUAAUGUCGAGCGCGGCUACGUGUGGGAAGAGGUGUUGAUCCUCCUGCCGUCGCACGUGAGGAUAGUGAUGCUGAGCGCGACCGUACCGAACACGCUGCAGUUCGCGGACUGGGUCGGACGAACGAAAAAACGGAAGGUGUUCGUCGUAUCGACUCCCAAACGACCGGUACCGCUGUGCCAUUAUUUGUACACAGGCAGCGGUGGUAAAUCAAAGAAUGAGAGAUUCAAAGUGGUAGAUCAAGAAGGAAACUUCCUGCUCCGUGGAUACAACGAGGCCCUCGCUGCUAAGAAGUCCAGGGAGAACGAUUACAAGAAAAACUUUGGCCCGAAAGGUGGGAAACAAUACAUGAACCCCAAAGCUGAACAGACGAUGUGGGUCGCCUUCAUUGAUCACUUGAAGCAAAACGACAAACUUCCAAUUGUGGCUUUCACUUUAUCUCGCAACAGGUGUGACCAGAACGCGGAAAAUCUGAUGUCCGUCGAUUUGACGACGGCGAAAGAGAAAAGUCACAUUAGAUCAUUCUUUCAGAGGUGCCUGCAGCGAUUGAAGGAGCCUGACCGUAAAUUGCCGCAAGUUUUAAGAUUACAAAGAGUUUUAGAAAACGGUAUCGGCGUGCAUCACAGCGGUAUAUUGCCGUUGCUGAAGGAAAUCGUUGAAAUGUUAUUUCAGACCGGUUUCGUUAAAAUAUUGUUCGCGACUGAAACGUUCGCGAUGGGCGUGAACAUGCCGGCGAGGACGGUAGUCUUCGACGAGAUCACCAAGUUUGACGGCGUCGAGCGCAGGACCCUCGUUCCGGCCGAAUACAUACAAAUGGCGGGAAGGGCUGGACGGAGAGGUCUAGACGACACCGGCACAGUGAUAAUACUUUGCAAAGAAAGUGUUCCGGAUUUGGUGACGCUAAAAGGAAUGUUAUUGGGAACACCGCAGAAGCUCUCCUCCCAGUUCAGACUGACAUAUGCCAUGAUCCUAAGCUUACUACGAGCGGCCACGGUUUCCGUCGAGGGCAUGAUGCAGCGCUCGUUUUGCGAGUUCAACCAGAUCUGUCAGGCGGACAACUACCGCAGACAGCUCGAGAUCGCCGAGAAGGAGUACUCCGAGAAGUGCAGCGCCCCCCUCGCGUCGCACCUCGCCCCCCUCGCCGCCUUCUACGAGACCGCGGCCGCCUACCUCGACGUGCUCAACGAGAUAAUGCCCAUACUGCUGAACCAAUCGAAGGUGGCAAAGGAAUUGGACGCAGGGAAGAUACUGAUCGUCUCCGCCGGGCCGUAUAUCAAUCAGCUGGCCGUGUAUUUGAAUAGCACUGGUCCACGACAAACUCCGUAUAAGGUUUUAGUACUGAACACGCCGAUCCAAGACUCGUCGCGUUAUAACUUCGAAAUCGACGAAAAUUGGUACCGGAUGCUCAGUUUCUCUGCUACAUACGAUGCCAUAGGUACAGAGGAAAGCACGAUGGAUCAUAAAGUAUUGUGUAUCGCGCCAAGGAACAUAGUUGCGGUAACGAAAAUGAACCUAAAAAUCGACGUCACUCGCAUUAUACAAGACUGGGAACAGCGGCAGAUACCGCGGUUCAAGGACGCUCCGGUGGGGGCGAGCUGCGCCAGCACGGUGCAGGAGCUGUCCCGCAUGUCGCACGCCGCCCGCGCCGGCGCCGUCCAGCUCGAGCGGAUCAACCUCACGCACUCCCUCGCCAUCUCCACCGGCGAGAUACUGCAGGCACUAGACAAGUUAAAAACACUAUCCGUAUGUAUACACCUUAAUUAG
Bombyx mandarina (wild silkworm) is the source of this 3111-nucleotide messenger RNA. It is a transcript of the gene tst, whose product is annotated as superkiller complex helicase subunit twister. Lineage: Eukaryota; Metazoa; Arthropoda; Insecta; Lepidoptera; Bombycidae. Gene Ontology annotation, molecular function: RNA helicase activity; ATP binding; RNA binding. Gene Ontology annotation, biological process: nuclear-transcribed mRNA catabolic process, 3'-5' exonucleolytic nonsense-mediated decay. Gene Ontology annotation, cellular component: Ski complex. The record is from RefSeq and is a predicted model, not a curated record.